AUGUCUGUCUCCUUACGAAUCCAGGUGAAGGGGAAACUCAACCUGUGUUCCCCGCCUGGGCUGGUGGCCACGGUGGGACUGGUGGUGUUGAUGGUUGGGAUAGCCAUGGCUGUACUGGGCUACUGGCCACAUGAAGGCCACAGCCAGGGGAAGGCAUCCGGGGUAUCACCAGGGGAGGAGCGGAGAGACAACGGCAGGAUGAGCUACUCCAAGAGCCCCCUGGUGUCUGUCACCUGGAGCGAUAAUAAGGACAACAACACAGCCAACCAGACUGUUGAGGAGUUGACCAACCAGACUGUUGAGGAGUUGACCAACCAGACUGUUGAGGAGUUGACCAACCAGACUGUUGAGGAGUUGACCAACCAGACUGUUGGGGAGUUGACCAACCAGACUGUUGAGGAGUUGACCAACCAGACUGUUGAGGAGUUGACCAACCAGACUGUUGAGGAGUUGACCAACCAGACUGUUGAGGAGUUGACCAACCAGACCGUAGGGGAGUUGACCAACCAGACUGUUGGGGAGUUGACCAACCAGACUGUUGGGGAGUUGACCAACCAGACUGUUGGGGAGUUGACCAACCAGACUGUUGAGGAGUUGACCAACCAGACUGUUGGGGAGUUGACCAACCAGACGAGUGUCGAGUUGAUGAGCCAGACUAGUGUUGUUGUCAAUGGAAGUUUAUCUGUACUUGUAUCUGUUAAUGGUAGUGUACUUGUAUCUGGUAAUGGUAGUGUACUUGUAUCUGGUAAUGGUAGUGUACUUGUAUCGGUAUCUCCCCCUCCUCCUCCUAUACCCUCAGGUAGGUAUCAUCCCCCCUCUUCUUCCCAUCCUUCAGGCGGGUUGCUCUCUCAGUUCUUGGACAACUAUCUGUCCUCAGACCACCUGAAGGUGUUCGGGCCCUUAGUCAUGGGGAUAGGCAUAUUUAUCUUCAUCUGUGCAAACGCCGUGCUUCACGAGAACAGAGACAAGAAGACCAAAGUCAUCAACCUUAGAGAUAUCUACUCCACGGUCAUCGACCUCCACAGCACACGGACCAAGGAAUACUCGCCGAGUAACGGACUGGUCAACUACGUGCAGUCCAGAGGUAGUGUUGAUUUACAGUGGCAAGAGAACAAAAAGGGGUUCUACCUGGAACCAAGAAGGAUCAGAUCAAAUGUUAUGACCAAUUUAUGUAGAAAUCCAGGUCAUUCUAAAAGGUUCACAUACUUUUUUCUUCCCACUGUUUACUCAGGGCCUUUCAACCCCAGUAGAACACUAGAGCUUGGUGGCAGCUCCUGGCUUUCCAACACCGGGUCUGGCCACCAGGGGGAGUCCUUUAUCCUUUUCCUUCCCACUGUUUACUCAGGGUCUUUCAACCCCAGUAGAACACUAGAGCUUGGUGGCAGCUCCUGGCUUUCCAACACCGGGUCUGGCCACCAGGGGGAGUCCUUUAUACUCUUCCUUCCCACUGUUUACUCAGGGUCCAGCCACCAGGGGGAGUCCGUCAGCACUGAGCAGCAGUCCAGACGACCGUCGAUUGCAGGGAGGCAGCGUAGCUGGUCUAGAGACAACCAGACAUUCACAGACACUGUCUACAGUAUCUACAGAGACCAGAAGUGCAGGUGUUCGGAGCAGGUGCCCUACCCCAGUCAGUGGGACUCAGAGCAGGCCUUCAGGAGGAGCUCGACGUCAUUGACUCCCCAGGAGUUAACAGAGGGUCUAGCAAUUACCCUUACUGAACACCAGGCGCUACAGGGACAGACCCUCACCCCACAGGGAUCCCAACUAUCCCCUUCCUCCCACUCAUGUCUCCAGGGUGAUGAUGGAGAUGGGGUCCACAGGGAUCCCAACUAUCCCCUUCCUCCCACUCAUGUCCCCAGGGUGAUGAUGGAGAUGGGGUCCACAGGGCUCCCAACUAUCCCCUUCCUCCCACUCAUGUCUCCAGGGUGAUGAUGGAGAUGGGGUCCACAGGGCUCCCAACUAUCCCCUUCCUCCCACUCAUGUCUCCAGGGUGAUGAUGGAGAUGGGGUCUCGAACAGUAAGCGAUACAUCAAACUGGAAACCAUGGGCGGAGAGUCCUUCGAGGCAGUGGAUGUAGCAACUUCCUGUGUGCCCGACUCGAAUCAGGAAGAGGAAAGGGAAGUAGCAAUCGUUCAGGGAGAAGAAGAAGAAGAAGGAAAAGGAGGGGGAGUCACCAGUCACCUUUAGCUCUUCUUGAUCUGAACUCUGGAUGAUGUAAUCCCCAGCUCUUCAACAGAGGAACCCUAAAUAGUUAUGCCUCGGCAUGUUAUCAUUGAGAUGGAUAUCAAUAGGAAAAUGCAGGGCUCAAACCCCAUCUAGAAUCAAGGUGCGGCCUAAGGGAACUCAGGAGAUCAGAGGAUGCUCAAACCCCAUCUAGAAUCAAGGUGCGGCCUAAGGGAACUCAGGAGAUCAGAGGAUGCUCAAACCCCAUCUAGAAUCAAGGUGCGGCCUAAGGGAACUCAGGAGAUCAGAGGAUGCUCAAACCCCAUCUAGAAUCAAGGUGCGGCCUAAGGGAACUCAGGAGAUCAGAGGAUGCUCAAACCCCAUCUAGAAUCAAGGUGCGGCCUAAGGGAACUCAGGAGAUCAGAGGAUGCUCAAACCCCAUCUAGAAUCAAGGUGCGGCCUAAGGGAACUCAGGAGAUCAGAGGAUGCUCAAACCCCAUCUAGAAUCAAGGUGCGGCCUAAGGGAACUCAGGAGAUCAGAGGAGAGGGUGUGAUCAGAGUGACUCCCAGUUCUUCAACAGAUAUGACAUGUCUUGUCAUGUUAUUCUUUCCCAUGUGUUUGGGAUUGGGAUUUGUAGCUGUACACAGUUGAUGGCAAUAGAACAUGGACACUGGUAUAUAUUUUAUUUUACCUUUAUUUAACCAGGCAAGUCAGUUAAGAACAAAUUCUUAUUUUCAAUGACGGCCUAGGAACAGUGGGUUAACUGCCUGUUCAGGGGCGACAGAUUUGUACCUCGGGGGUUUGAACUUGCAACCUUCCGGUUAUUAGUCCAACGCUCUAACCAUUAGGCUACCCUGCCACCCCAAUGUAUGUAUGUACAUGUAUAUAUAUAUAUAUAUAUAUAUAAAAUACCAUUUUUUUUUAGGUCAUUUUUUUUUAGGUCUGAAAGCCAUGGACAUCGUUGACUUUCAGAUCACCAACAUGAGGUGAACCAACAAAUCAAUAUCUAAGGUAUCUAGGUCAACUCAAUAUCUAGGUCAAAUUAUUCCAAUGUUUUUUUUUCAAUGUAACAAAUGUAACAAAUGUAACAAAUGUAACAAAUGUAACAAAUGUAACAAAUGUAACAAAUGCAACAAAUGUAACAAAUGCAACAAAUGUAA
Molecule: messenger RNA, 3324 nt
Organism: Oncorhynchus nerka (sockeye salmon)
Lineage: Eukaryota; Metazoa; Chordata; Actinopteri; Salmoniformes; Salmonidae
Exons: 4
Coding region: 1-1929 (642 amino acids)
Source: RefSeq, a predicted model, not a curated record